CCCGCCUACUGGGGCGGGGCCUGCCCGGAGCCAGGAGGGCCCGCACCGGCCUCCGCGUCGCAGCUGCUGCGGAGCCGGCACCAGGCACCUCCAGAGCCAAGAUGGUAACCUGCGGCCUCCUGACAAGUAGCAACAAGCCAGUGCCGCUGCGCCGUGUUGCGGUGGACGCGUGCAUCCAGAGCUUCGUGGCCGACGUGAGCUCCGAGCUGCUGUACAAGAAUGAGGAAUCGGACCCUGUGGAGGCUAUCUUCACCUUCCCCAUGGAUGCCGACUCGGCUGUCUAUGCCUUCCAGGCCCGCAUCCAAGACACCAUCAUCAAGGCCCAGAUCCAAGACAAGAAGGAGGCCCAGGAGAUAUAUGAGGAUGCGCUGGCCAGUGGCCAGAGCUCAUUCCUGCUGGAGCAGAUGUCUGGGGGGGACGUGUUCAGCUGCUCCCUCGGGAACCUGCCCCCAGGGGAAGAGGCAGUGCUGUCACUGCGUUACGUCCAGGAGCUGCCCCUUGAGGCUGACGGGGCCACGCGCUUUGUCUUGCCAGCUGUGUUGCAUCCCCGCUACGCACCACAGGGAUGGGAAGAGGAGAAUGUCACCGCAGGUGUCUCAUAUGUGGCCAAGGGAGAACUGCCCUAUACCCUGAGCCUGAGCGUCAGCCUGCAGUCACCCCACGGUAUUGCCCGUGUCCACUCCAACUGCAGCCUCACCCCCUUGAACUACACAGCGCAGGACCAGACUGCUGCCCAGGUGUCACUGGCCCAGUCUGCCCCGCACGACCGGGAUGUGGAGCUGCUGGUCUACUAUGCCAGGGCUCACAAGCCCAGUGCCAUGCUGGAGCCCAGGAUGCCUUCUGCACAGGCAGGCACCCUGAUGGGUGACCCCGUUGCAAUGGUGACCUUGCUGCCCAACAUCCCUGAGGCAGCGCUGGGCCAGAGCCAGGCCGGGGAGUUCAUCUUCCUGCUUGAUCGCUCUGGCAGCAUGGGUUGUCCCAUGGAUAGCAGCACCGGCCAUCCACUGCGCAUCGACAGUGCCAAGGAUACCCUGGUCCUGCUUUUGAAGAGUUUGCCCUUGGGCUGUUACUUCAACAUCUACAGCUUUGGAUCGAACUUCGAGUCCUUUUACCCACAGAGUGUGGAGUACACCCAGCGCACCAUGGCUGACUCCCUGAAGCGCGUCCAGUCCUUCCAGGCAGAUCUGGGAGGCACUGAGAUCCUGCGGCCACUACAAGCCAUUUAUGGCAGCCCUUGCCGGGAUGGGCACCCUCGCCAGAUCUUUGUUUUCACUGAUGGGGAGGUGGGCAACACACAGGAGGUCAUCGCUGAAGUCCAGCGUCAUCACAGGUCGCACAGGUGCUUUUCGUUUGGCAUUGGACAAGGGGCUUCCACAGCUCUGAUCAAAGGCAUCGCCAAGGCAGGCGGGGGCGUCGCUGAGUUCAUCACUGGCCAGGACCGCAUGGCCGCCAAGGUCCUACGGUCUCUGAAGUGGGCCCUACAGCCAGCAGUUACCGGGAUCUCUCUGAGCUGGGAGCUGCCCCCUGGGAUGGAGGCAGUACCAUUGAGGCCAGACCCAAAGGUGAUCUUCCAGGGACAGCGCCUCCUCGUCUAUUCCCAGCUCCGUGGACAGCCACAGGCCCCAGAGUCCUCUGUGGGAAGUGUCACGCUGCAGUAUACCAUUAAAGAUGAGACCUUCAAGGACACGGUGCAGUUUCCCCUGCAGCCACAGGAAGGAGACAGGUUGCCCAUUCACCGCCUGGCAGCCAAGGCCCUGCUGCAGGAGCUGGAGCCAGGGCUACCAUCUGGCUCAGAGGAGAGCCGUCACCGGGCACUAGAAGCAAGUUUGAGCUCAGGAGUGGUGUGCUCCCUCACAGCCUACGUUGGGGUUGACACCAGACAGGGGCGGCCGGUGCAGGGACCCCUGAGAAGAUGCCCCAUCCCACUGGCAGGCUUCCCACCCAUCCCACGCGUCAUGAAAGACUACUCUAGCAUUGAUAGCUGCACCUAUAAGGCAGUGAAGUUGGACCAUCACAGGAGAUACUGGAGUCCCCCACACUGUUCUGCCCUAGAAAAAAUGACCAUGAAACUGGCAAGGUGCGAGAUGCAGACGAUGCCACAGGCAGUGGCACAGGAAGGAGCAUCUCCCCUGAUAAAGCUGGUCUCCCUUCAGAACGCCAAUGGCUCGUGGGGCCUUGACUCUGCCCUGGCUUCUGCGCUUGGAGUGAGUGAAACAGAUGUCAAGGGCAAAAUGCCCAGUGAGGGUGUGGAGCCCGGGGUCUGGGCGACGGUGCUGGCUGUGGUCUGGCUGCAUAGCCGCAGUGCAGCGCAGCGCGAGGAGUGGGAGCUGCUGGAGAUCAAGGCCGUGGGCUGGCUGCGCAGUCGAGCUGGAUCCAUCUCCCAGCUGGACAAGUGCCUGGAGGCAGCCAAUGCCCUGCUGGGCUGCUCCGUGGCUGCCCCUGUCUUUGGGCUCUGAGACUCUGCUUCUCCACCCUGUGCUUCGCCCCCCAGACUCCAAGACCUGCAAGGGAACAGACCUGCACCGCCCCCAGCUACAAUAGCAGACCAAGUCAGAAACAUCUGCUGCCAGCUGCUUGACAGAUCUGGCAGCCAGCUCCGCUCCCAGCCAAACCGCUGCUUAGUAAAUUCUGCCUUGCUUCAA
Molecule: messenger RNA, 2642 nt
Organism: Alligator mississippiensis (American alligator)
Lineage: Eukaryota; Metazoa; Chordata; Crocodylia; Alligatoridae
Product: von Willebrand factor A domain-containing protein 5A-like
Exons: 18
Coding region: 102-2456 (784 amino acids)
Source: RefSeq, a predicted model, not a curated record